Drosophila sulfurigaster albostrigata is the source of this 1285-nucleotide messenger RNA. RefSeq names its product gamma-butyrobetaine dioxygenase. Gene Ontology annotation, cellular component: mitochondrion. The record is from RefSeq and is a predicted model, not a curated record. Bases 14 to 1246 code for a protein of 410 amino acids. The transcript has 2 exons. Gene Ontology annotation, molecular function: oxidoreductase activity. Lineage: Eukaryota; Metazoa; Arthropoda; Insecta; Diptera; Drosophilidae. Gene Ontology annotation, biological process: carnitine biosynthetic process.
UCUGUUGGUCAUCAUGCUGAGCUGCAGACAUCUGAUUGGCCAGCUGCGCUACGCGAGCAACAACAGCGGCCGACUCAUUACAGCUAAAAUCUUGGAUCAGCGCUAUAUUGAAUUGAGACCAACCAACGACGAGCGUCCUUUGAAGUUUCCUAGCAUUUGGUUGCGCGAUAAUUGCCAAUGCUCCGAGUGCUUUCAUGGUGCGACACGGGCACGCAAAAGCCACUGGGAACGUGGACCAUUAUCGCAUGCAGCAGCCCAGGCUGUACAUUUUGAUGAGCACCGGCAGCAGCUGGUGAUCAAUUGGCAGGAUGCUCACAACUCUAGCUACGAUUUGGAGUGGCUGCAGCAACGUGACUUCAGUCCAGAGGCGAGGCAACGUUAUCUUUCGGAGGUCUAUAAGCCGACUAUGCAGCUGUGGGGCAAGUCACAGUUUGGCAAAGUAACACGCGAAUUUCGCUGCGAGGAUGUCAUGGCGCAGGAUGCAGUAUUGUGCGCUUGGCUGGAGGCAUUGGCUGUGCAGGGAUUUGCACUGUUGCGUGAGGCGCCCAACGAUGUGCAGGUGGCACGACGGCUGGCAGAACGCAUUGGUUACAUCAAGCGCACCACUUACGGCGAUGUAUUUGAGGUCAAGUCUAAACCCAAUGCCGGCAACUAUGCGUAUCUGAUGACGCCGCUGCCGAUGCACACAGAUAUGCCGUACUAUGAGUACAAGGCGGGCAUUAACAUACUGCACACGUUGGUGCAGUCGGAGUCACCCGGUGGCGCCAAUACCAUGACCGAUGCCUUCUUUGUGGCCCAGCGGUUGCGCGAGGAAUUCCCCAAGUACUAUGAGCUAUUGCGCAGCGUGCCCGUCAAUUGGUAUGACAUUGGACACGAUGGCGAUGCAGGCAAACCAUUCCAUAGUUUGUGGCGUGGACCUGUUAUCUGCUUGGAUGUCGAUGGGCAAUUUGCACGCAUCAAUCAAAACACCACGAAACGGGAUAGCCGGUUUACUGUGCCUCUGGAACUCGUGGUGGAUUGGUAUGAAGCAUAUGAUAAAUUUCUACAGUUGGUGCAAGAGGAGUCGGUCCAAUUUAAGACACGGGCAGGCGAUGUCUUUGUGUUCAACAAUCUUCGAAUGCUGCAUGGACGCACUGCGUACGAGGAUUCGCCACAAAAUAAGCGACACUUGGUGGGCGCCUAUGUGGACUGGGAUAUUAUUUAUUCUAAACUGCGUACGCUCAAGUUUCCAAAUGCCAAGGAUUAAAAAUGUAAUGUUGUGUAUAUAGUAUAAAAAACUUGCGUA